This is a messenger RNA of Chelmon rostratus (copperband butterflyfish), 2829 nucleotides long. It is a transcript of the gene nsun4, whose product is annotated as NOP2/Sun RNA methyltransferase 4. Bases 16 to 1203 code for a protein of 395 amino acids. Gene Ontology annotation, biological process: rRNA methylation. Gene Ontology annotation, molecular function: methyltransferase activity. The transcript has 8 exons. NCBI's taxonomy places the organism in Eukaryota, Metazoa, Chordata, Actinopteri, Chaetodontiformes, Chaetodontidae. Gene Ontology annotation, cellular component: mitochondrial large ribosomal subunit. The record is from RefSeq and is a predicted model, not a curated record.
GUGUUGCACGGCAAGAUGGCACUGCUCUUGGAUACCAGACUUCUACUAAGAAAAGUGAAAGAUUUAAGGUGUUUAACGCCAAGACGAAACCGAGUGAAAGAAAAAUGGGCUGCCACACGUAUCAAGCACCCUCCCACCGGUCUAGCCCUGCAGCACUUUGAUGCCACCUACAGCAUCCAGCUGGGGCAGCUGUGGCCAUCGGUUCGAGCCGCCUUGCUGUCAGAGAAGAAAUACGGAGCCCUGUUCAAUAAUUUCUCCCAUGAUGCUGUUUUGGCAGACUUCGAAGCUCAGGGGUGCAGAGACUUCAUCAGUGACACAGAUGCAGAGGCUCAACCAUCUGAGGUUGCAGCCGAGAAGGAAUCCAGCUGUGUGUCUAUGAAGACAUCUGACACUGAUGGUCAGCAGCUCUCUCGUCUGCAGCUUAGUCCUCACAUCAAGUGCUUGGUGUUUCCGAGAGGUGACGUUACAAGAUUCAAGCCUGCUAGACCAGACGCGAGCGGCUUGUUGGGUUACUACCUGAUGGAUGCAGCGUCUGUACUGCCUUGUCUCGCUCUGGGUGUUCAAGGAGGUCAUACUGUGCUCGACUUAUGUGCCGCUCCAGGAGGCAAAACCCUGGCUUUACUUCAGACGCAGUCUACAGAUUUUCUGUGUGUGAAUGACGCCUCGGUGUCUCGGACAUUGCGACUGAGAAAGGUCCUAAGCAGCUACGUCCCUAAGCAGUUUUUAACAGACCAGAAACUACGCAUCACCUCCUUCGAUGGCACCAAGUGGGGAGAAAUCGAGAAGAACACUUUUGACAGAGUCCUUGUUGACGUCCCCUGCACCACAGACAGACAUUCACUCAUGGAGGAUGACAACAAUAUAUUCAGUAAGAGCAGGACCAGUGAGAGACGAAGGCUGCCGCAGCUUCAGCUGGACCUGCUGCUGGCGGGAAUCGAAGCAGCUUGUCCAGGUGGAGAGAUCGUUUACUCCACCUGCACACUUUCUCAUAUCCAGAACCUGAGUGUGGUGGAACAGGCCAUCAACUCGGCUCGAGAGAACCACGGCAUCCACCUUCAGGUUGUUGACCUGCGACCUCUCACACACAUGUUUAGGAAAACCUUUCACUUCGCUCCAGACCUCCACUUGGGUGAAAUGGUCAUCCCGCACUUAGCCGCUAACUUUGGUCCCAUCUACAUGUGCAAGCUAAGGAGGCUAACAUAGACUGUGGACUGGUGGAUGACUUUGCCUGAAAGCUUGUGGACAUUUGAACACACUCUGGACUGGACAUGCUUGACGGACUCAUGAGGCGAUCCUCUGGACCUUCAGCUUCAGACUGAUCUGCAUGGAUAAAAUGUUUUUAUCCUGGUGGUGUCACAGAUGGUUAAAAGUGACUGAUUUCAAUGUCAGAAAACUUAAGGAAUGCAGUUGGACCUGGAACAUGACAAUAUAACUGUGGACAACAAUGAACUAGAGUUUUCUUUUUUAUGGAAACGUUGGAUGAAGCAAAUUUCCUGGUUUCCAAUCAGAGCAAACUCCAAAACUCUGAUUCGACAACAUUUUUUGCACACAGUAGAGUGUGCAUACAACUGAACCAGCUUUGCAAUGUGCCAUUAUGUUCAUCGUAGUUUUAGUUUUGCCCUGUAGGUGGCAACAGUAGCUAAAGAUUAGAAAUAUCCUUUAUACUUGGUCGCCACUAGAGGACUCCAAGGAUAUGUCAGUAAGUAGCUGCAGUUGGUGUGUCCUCAGAUGCAUAGAGAUGAAUAUUUCAGGUUGGGGAAUCAUAUUAAUGAAACACAAAUUUCCAUCAGAAUGACCUCUCUCUUUAACAUCCCAGUGAAAAUGGGUUUGGCUUGUUCUAUAGUUAUUCAUCAGGUUUGAUAGCUUUGCCUAAUAACGCGGUAUGUGGGUAUGUGGAAGGAACAUAAUGAACAGGCAGGUAAUGACUUAUUUGACCAUUUGGCUUCUCACAUCUGAAUCUGUGCAACUUUCAUUAUUAUAGCUGGGAUUGACUCCGUUUUGCAUUGACAUCACUCAGAGGUGAGAUGUUUCCUCUUAUCACAGGCUAAUGUGAGCGGAGAGGUGCCUCUUUCUCCAUCACACCGCAGAUGACCCUUUAUGUUGUCCUGGCCAGGCAAUGUAGCGUGAAAAAGGUGUGUGCGCUUGUGUGCACUUGUGUGUGUGUUUGCGCGCGCGUGUGUGUGUGUGUGUCUAACGAGUCCACCAUCCACAUCCCCCUGUCAUUAAGCUGCUCCAAGUGCAGGAGCUGACUCCCAUCCCUGUGCAGGGAUGGACGGCAGCCAUGCGGCUCCCAGAUGAACAUUAAAGAGGCAGCAGAGAGCUAAAAUGGGACGUCUCGCCCUGUUUUGCCCCUCCGCUUUUUUAUUCCACAGAUGAGUGCAGAUAAUUUUCUGUGCGAUUGUGAGUGAUUACUGUAUUACUGCGGUAAAAGGGGGAUGUAUCUGGGAAUGCAGAGGGAAUUAAUGACACAUAAAAACUAUUUUUGUAUUGACUGCUUUCGUCUCCAGGGCCUUGAAUGCCUCUUCGCACAUCUUGUGAUUACCUAAACGUAUUGUAAAUAUGUGUUUCCUAUGGGCUCUUACAUAAAUUUACAUGUUUUAACACUCAGGAGACGGCAGACUGUUAGAGAUGAGUUACUCUCUACUCUGCCUGUCUAUAGACUCCGCUGGCUGUCUGCUAUAUUAUUGAAUUAGCCAAUGAACCGCUGUGUAUUUGUGUCCCUGUGUGUAAGCCUGUGUUAGGAAGACGAAUGCUGUGUAUUAGAAAGAUGAAUCUUAUGGAUUUAUCUACACAACCGUACGUCUGUUGUGUUUUCACAUGCAAUUUAAA